CCAUCGUCCACCGGUGGCCGGAUAGCUAUAGGAGCCCGUCGGCCGGAACGAGCAUGCCAGCAGCCACCAUGGAGCCCGGAACCACCCCCUGGUCAACGGGCUUGUUCGACUGCGCCGACGACCAUGGCGUCUGCUUGCUGGGGUGGUGCUGCCCGUGCAUCGCGGUGGGGCGGAUGGCGGAGAUCCUGGACAAGGGGGCGACGUCAAGCGGCGCCGGCGCGGCCCUGUACAUGGCGAUAGGGGUGCUGUCGGGGUGGCAGUGCCAGUGGAUCUACUCCUGCGUGUACCGCACCAAGAUGCGCGCCCAGUACGGGCUCCAGGAGACCCCCUGCCCGGACUGCUGCGUCCACUUCUGCUGGCUCGAGUAUUGCGCUAUCUGCCAGGAGUACCGCGAGCUCCGCAACCGGGGCUUCGUCAUGGACAUCGGAUGGCACGCCAACGUGGAGCUACAGAAGCAGCAGGGCCGCAGCGACGGCUCCAUCGUGCCGCCCGCCACGCAGCACAUGAUAUGAAAGACAUGCUCAUCGUCGGCUGGUAUAUAUAUCGCUGGUGCUAGCUAUAGCUUAGCUACGUCCCUGUUGGAUUGGAUACAUGCUUAGUCUUUGCUGAUAGCAAAUCGCAACGUAUGUACGUUGCGGCUGGUUUGCUUCUUCCAUUUAGUAGGUAGGCAUCCUUGUUACGAGGUUUCAGGUUUUUCACGCUCGUAAGUGGUAACCAUGUACUAUCUGUUCGCACAUGAACACA
This is a messenger RNA of Triticum dicoccoides, 744 nucleotides long. Its product is annotated as cell number regulator 2-like. The record is from RefSeq and is a predicted model, not a curated record. Bases 54 to 512 code for a protein of 152 amino acids. Lineage: Eukaryota; Viridiplantae; Streptophyta; Magnoliopsida; Poales; Poaceae. The transcript has a single exon.